Callorhinchus milii (elephant shark) is the source of this 1634-nucleotide messenger RNA. Its product is annotated as transcription factor 12-like. Gene Ontology annotation, cellular component: transcription regulator complex. Gene Ontology annotation, biological process: regulation of transcription by RNA polymerase II. The record is from RefSeq and is a predicted model, not a curated record. Lineage: Eukaryota; Metazoa; Chordata; Chondrichthyes; Chimaeriformes; Callorhinchidae. Gene Ontology annotation, molecular function: protein dimerization activity; DNA-binding transcription factor activity, RNA polymerase II-specific; RNA polymerase II cis-regulatory region sequence-specific DNA binding.
GUCUACGCACAGUCUCCAAAUGGCGAAGACUUCCGAGACACCUCCUCCUACCCCUCGUCCAAGGCUCCCAGCUCCAUGUUCUCCAGCUCAUUCCUCAUGCCAGACGGUCAUCACAACUCCUCAGAUCUGUGGGGCCCGUCGGGGCCGAUUGCCCAGGGUAACUAUGGAGGUGUUCAGGGCCCUCCGCCCUCUCACAUGUCCCAGUCCAACAGCUACAACACUCUGCACCCCACCGACAGAUUGAACUACACCCCCUCAGACGUCAACACUCCGCUGCCCCCAGUCACCAGCUUCCACAGGAGCAGCGGGACAGGAGCCCCCUUUGUCACAUCACCUCACACACCACCCCUCAAUGUCUCGGACACCAUCAUGGGGAGCAGAGGAAGCACAUCAGGGAGUUCACAGACCGGAGACGCUCUGGGCAAAGCCCUAGCCUCGAUCUACUCCCCUGAACACACCAGCAACACUUACGCCUCCAGCCCGUCCACUCCAGUUGCAUCUCCGCCAUCUCUGACAAGUUCCACACAAUGGUCCAGAUCUGCCGGUCAGACCUCUGCCUCGCCCGGGUAUGAGAGUUCCCUGCACUCACUGAAGCCCCCCCCUGACUGGCCGGUCAAGGAACACUUGCACGAAGCAUUGUCUGUCUUAAUGGAUGUGUGUGAGGUACAAACCCGGAUGGAGGAUCGUUUAGACAGACUGGAUGAUGCCAUUCACAUCCUGAGGAACCAUGCUGUGGGCCCCUCGGCCAGUCUGCCCCCUGGGGCCGGGGACCUGCACAGUCUCCUCUCCCCCUCCUCUCACGCCAGCCUGGUGGGGGCCCUGGGCUCAGCAUACCCCUCCCCCAGCAUAGCCCCUGUCUCCCGCACAGCCUCCAUGGUUGGGUCUCAUCGUGAUGAAGGAGCUAACCUGCCCUCUGGCCUCUCUGGGCUGCCCUCAGUCGUAUCUGCUGCCCUGGCUGCAGCCGGCCUCAGCCACCAGGCCCAGGACAUGUGCCGAGCCUUUACGUCGGGAGCUCAGAGCCUGGUGUCGGCCUUGUCCGCGGAGGCCAAAGUGGGGGAGGACAAGGAGAAGGAGAACCUGGGCUCCCAGCUCGAUGAUGACCUGUCAGAGGACGAUGAUGAUGAUGAUCGUAAAGACAAGUCCAGCCGGAGCCGGGCUAGUAACCACGAGGAUGAGGACCUGAACCCAGAGCAGAAAGCCGAGCGGGAGAAGGACCGACGAAUGGCCAACAACGCCCGGGAGCGACUGAGAGUCCGAGACAUCAACGAGGCCUUUAAGGAGCUCGGCCGCAUGUGUCAGCUCCACAUGAAGAACGACAAGCCUCAAACCAAGCUGCUCAUCCUGCACCAGGCCGUGUCCGUCAUACUGGGGCUCGAGCAACAGGUCCGAGAGAGGAACUUGAACCCCAAAGCAGCGUGUCUUAAACGCAGGGAAGGUGAGAAGGUGUCUGGCGGGGGCAUGGAGACAGCGUCUGCACAUCUAGUCUCUCACCAAGGGCUUGGGGACGGCCCCAACCCAAUGGGUCACAUAUAAACCAGGCCGGACACUCACUCUCUGACGCUCCUGCUUGGUUCAGUGGAGGACGCAGGAGUCUCUCUCCUUUGGACCCGGAUUGCAAGAAUUGCUUGCGGGGG